GGAGGAAAAACAGAAACUCUAGGAUGAAAUGGUCCCCAAAGGAAAGCAGGAAAGGGUUAAGGGAGAGGCAGUGGGCGGGGCCAUGCAAAUUUCACAGUGAUGGAGUCGGGAACACUGGGAGGUCCGUGGUGGAGGAAAAACAAAAACUCUAGGAUGAAAUGGUCCCCAAAGGAAAGCAGGAAAGGGUUAAGGGAGAGGCAGUGGGCGGGGCCAUGCAAAUUUUUACAGAUGGAGUCGGGAACACUGGGGUGUCCGUGGUGGAGGAAAAAACAAAAUCUAGGAGGAAAUCGUCCCCAGUGGGUGGUGGGCAUUUGUGGAGGACGUUGGACAUGUUUACGUUGCUCGCCAUAACCUAAAAUGAUAUGCAGGGCAGCAAGGAGCGCUUCCACUGGCAGAGCCACAACGUCAAGCAGAGUGGGGUGGACGACAUGGUCCUCCUCUCCAAGAUCCACGAGGACGCCAUCGUGGAGAACCUCAAGAAGCGCUUCAUGGACGACUACAUCUUCACGUACAUCGGCCCGGUCCUCAUCUCCGUCAACCCCUUCAAGCAGAUGCCGUACUUCACCGACCGAGAGGUGGAACUCUACCAAGGAGCGGCUCAGUAUGAAAACCCGCCCCAUGUCUAUGCCUUGACGGACAACAUGUACCGCAACAUGCUCAUCGAUGCGGAGAACCAGUGCGUGAUCAUCAGUGGCGAAAGUGGCGCCGGGAAGACCGUGGCCGCCAAGUACAUCAUGGGCUACAUUUCCAAGGUGUCUGGGGGUGGCGAAAAAGUUCAGCACGUCAAGGACAUCAUCCUCCAGUCCAACCCGCUGCUCGAAGCCUUCGGCAACGCCAAGACCGUCCGGAACAACAACUCCAGCCGAUUUGGGAAAUACUUCGAGAUCCAGUUCAGCCGUGGAGGAGAACCCGACGGAGGGAAGAUCUCCAACUUCCUGCUGGAAAAGUCCAGGGUGGUGAGCCAGAAUGAGUGCGAGAGGAACUUCCACAUCUACUAUCAGCUCAUUGAAGGCGCUACGGCCGACCAGAAACACAACUUGGGCAUCAUGACCCCGGAUUACUAUUAUUACCUCAACCAGUCGGAGACGUACGUCGUGGACGGGACCGACGACCGCAGCGACUUCCAGGAAACCAUGAACGCCAUGGACGUCAUUGGCAUUGCUCGCCAAGAUAAGCAACUCGUGGUGCAGAUCAUCGCCGGCAUCCUUCACUUGGGCAACAUCGGCUUCCAAGAGCAGGGCAACUACGCGCAAGUGGAGAACCCCGACUUACUCGCCUUCCCAGCCUACCUUUUGGGCAUCGACAAGGACCGUCUGAACGACAAGCUGACCAGUCGCAAGAUGGACAGCAAAUGGGGCGGGCGCUCCGAGUCCAUCAACGUCACCCUCAACGUCGAGCAGGCCUCCUACACUCGGGACGCCCUCGCCAAGGGGCUCUACUCCCGCGUCUUUGAUUUCCUAGUGGAGUCGAUCAACCGGGCGAUGCGGAAACCAAACGAAGAGUAUAGCAUCGGCGUCCUGGACAUAUACGGCUUUGAAAUAUUUCAGAGGAACGGCUUUGAGCAAUUCUGCAUCAACUUCGUGAACGAGAAGCUGCAGCAGAUCUUCAUCGAGCUGACCCUCAAAGCCGAACAGGAAGAGUACGUUCAGGAGGGCAUCAAAUGGACCCCGAUCGAGUAUUUCAACAACAAAGUGGUGUGCGACCUCAUUGAGAACAAGCUGAAUCCUCCGGGCAUCAUGAGCAUCUUGGAUGACGUCUGCGCCACCGUCUACGCCAAAGGGGACGGGGCCGACCAGACGUUGUUGCAGAAACUGCAGUCGGCCGUCGGGACUCACGAGCAUUUCAAUGGCUCCAGCGGCGGAUUCGUUGUCCACCACUACGCUGGCAAGGUCUCCUACGACGUGAGCGGCUUUUGCGAACGGAACCGGGACGUCCUGUUCACUGACCUGAUCGAGCUGAUGCAAAGCAGCGAAUUCGCUUUCAUCCGGACUCUUUUCCCCGAGAAACUCGACUCGGACAAAAAGGGACGGCCCACGACGGCCGGGAGCAAAAUCAAAAAACAAGCCAACGACCUGGUGAACACGCUGAUGAAGUGCACCCCGCACUACAUCCGCUGCAUCAAACCCAACGAGACCAAGAGGCCCCGUGACUGGGAGGAGAGCAGGGUGAAGCACCAAGUUGAGUACUUGGGGUUGAAGGAGAACAUCCGAGUCCGCCGGGCCGGCUUUGCCUACCGCAGACUGUUCCAAAAAUUCCUACAAAGGUACGCCAUCCUGACCCCGGAGACCUGGCCGAGGUGGCGAGGAGAUGAGCGUCAGGGCGUCCAGCAUUUGUUGAGGUCCGUCAACAUGGACGCCGACCAGUACCAGAUGGGUCGCACCAAGGUUUUCGUCAAGAAUCCAGAAUCGCUCUUCCUUCUCGAAGAGAUGCGGGAGCGCAAGUUUGACGGAUUCGCCCGGGUCAUCCAGAAAGCGUGGCGGCGCCACAUCGCCAUCCGGAAGUACGAGCAAAUGCGGGAAGAAGCCUCCCACAUCCUGUACAACUUCAAGGAGAGGCGACGGAACAGCAUCAACCGCAACUUCGUGGGCGACUACCUGGGCAUGGAGGACAAACCCGAGCUCCGCCAGUUCUUGGCCAAGAGGGAACGGAUCGAUUUCGCCGACUCGGUCACCAAGUACGACCGGAGGUUUAAGCCGAUCAAGCGCGACUUCAUCUUGACCCCCAAAUACCUCUACAUGAUUGGCCGAGAGAAGGUGAAAAAGGGCCCGGAGAAAGGCCACGUCCGAGAGGUGCUGAAGAAGAAAGUGGAGGUCCAAGCCGUGAGUCGAGUCUCGCUCAGCACCAAACAGGACGACUUCUUCGUCCUCCACGAAGCGGAGGCGGACACGUUCCUGGAGUCCGUUUUCAAGACCGAACUUCUCAGCCUCCUGUGCAAGCGGUACGAAGAGGCCACCCGGCGGAAACUCCUCCUCAACUUCAACGACACGAUACAGUUCCGGGUCAAGAAAGAAGGUUGGGGAGGCGGCGGGACUCGGAUGGUGAACUUCGUGAGCGGUCAAGGCGGCACCGCAGUCCUCAAGGCUGGAGGGAAGACACUGACCGUCUCCAUCGGGAGCGGAUUGCCAAAGAACUCCAAGCCCACCCGGAAAGAAAUCCAUCCCAGCAAAGGUCACCAGAGGCCGAAAGGACCCCCACGAACCGCACCACCAGCCCCAAGAGGGCCACCUCCUUCGGGGAAUUUCCGCAACGGUGCCGCGCAAUUUCCCCGCAACAGCAGCCGUCCGCAAGAAGAGCCCUACAGCACCCCGAGGCGGGCAGGGCAAGGUCCGCCGGCCGCGGCGCUCCCCAAGCAAGGCGUUUCGCGACGAGCCAAGGCCACCACACCUUCCGAACACAACAUGGAGUUCCUCAACGUUCCGGACCAGGGAAUGGCCGGGACCCAAAGGAAGCGCAGCAUUGGCCAGCGGCCUCCUCCGGCGGUGGGGCGGCCUAAGCCUCAACCCAAAGCUGCCGGGCCCCGCUGCCGGGCCCUUUACCAAUAUCUCAGCCAAGACGUGGACGAGCUCAGCUUCAACGUGGGAGAUGUCAUCGACAUCUUGAUGGAAGACGCCUCCGGAUGGUGGAAGGGCCGCCUCCGCGGGCGCGAAGGCCUUUUCCCCGGGAAUUAUGUACAGAAACUUUGAGGAAAUUUUCUCCGAAACGGAACACAAAAAAAGACCCUGUUCGGUCCCCAAGGCGGACAAAGGACGUUGUCGCAUCCUUGUUUAGCAACGUGAACGAAAAACCCAUCGAACGAGGACGUUGUACUGUUUUGGGACGCUCUGGUGCUAACUUUCAAAGAGGGGAGGGUGCUUGGUGUAUUAGAAAGGCAUUGAUGUGCUUUGUAUGUACGUUGCGAUGGUUCACGGGGAGGAAUAAAUUAAAUUAGCUCCGUCAACACACAAGACAUUGCAAUGAUUUUACUGUAAGCUGCUGCUUCUAAGUUCUGUCUUUUGGUGUGAUUGUGCAUUUUAUAGAAAUGCUUUUACGGAACUCAAUUUUAAUGUGUUUAUAAAAUAUUAAAGUAUUUGUGUGUUUCUGACUGUGUUGUGACCCACCCCGAGCCAUGAGAGGUGGUUAAGAAAUAAAAUUAUAUUAUUGUUAUUA
Molecule: messenger RNA, 4146 nt
Organism: Anolis carolinensis (green anole)
Lineage: Eukaryota; Metazoa; Chordata; Lepidosauria; Squamata; Anolidae
Gene: myo1f
Product: myosin IF
Exons: 27
Coding region: 363-3683 (1106 amino acids)
Biological process (GO): actin filament organization; vesicle transport along actin filament
Cellular component (GO): cytoplasm; vesicle; actin cytoskeleton
Molecular function (GO): ATP binding; actin filament binding; microfilament motor activity
Source: RefSeq, a predicted model, not a curated record